Messenger RNA from Xyrichtys novacula (pearly razorfish), 12506 nucleotides. NCBI's taxonomy places the organism in Eukaryota, Metazoa, Chordata, Actinopteri, Labriformes, Labridae. The record is from the annotation of a GenBank genome assembly.
AGACGAUCUUUGCAGUCGUCAGUCACCUAUACCUUCGUUGUUAGCAUAUGGUCGGCGGCAGAAGCAGGGAUACCUAUUCUCACUACCGGAACCAUCCAGCUGCUGUUACGAUGACUGUCUCUGGUUUAACGCGGUCGACCUAAAACAUCUUCACACUGGAGGCCUAACAACGACAAAGCAGCCUAUUAAACCGCUGACAGUUGUCGUUGUCCGUCCGCCGAGGCUCCUAACAGCGUCAAAUCACCACCACCACCACAACCAGCAGAGGCGUUUAUAGGAACACACCGACAGGUAUGUCUUCAUCCGCUGCCAGAGACACCGUGGUCAAAAAGAAGCACGUCCGUUUCGCCAGCAUGGAGGACGACGACGACGACAACGACGACCAGGAGGAGGACACUCUGUUUGACAAGAGGAAGGACACCAGGAGGGGGCUGAAAAGUGCGCUAAAGGCGGGGAAGAGGACCGUUAAACCGGGAUGCGACGACCGGUUGGAGGUGGUCGGUGGAGGCAGGGGCGGGUCCGGUGCGUGCGGGCGCUGGAUGAUCACCCUGGCGCUGUGUGCAUCCUUCCUGGGCUUGGUAAUGUCAGCAGCAGAGCCUAAGUCAACCUCAUUUCAAACCUGAGUAAACGUGCCUCAUAUAACAUCAUAAUAAUCAUGAUUGUGUCACACUGUACUCACAAUUACUCUUAGCAGCAAAUCCAAACAAUCUGAGUGAAUAUCUGCACACCAAACGUUUUAUUUGUUGAUUUAUUCCUGUGUGGUUACCUGGUUUUGGUCCUAAGCUCACAUAGUAGACACCUGCCUGAAUGAAUGGGUUUAUAAUCAUAGAUAAGCACUAAAUAAUGAGCUAUAAUCAGAUGAUCAGCACGGUUAUUUGCAUGCCUUUUGUUCUGUAUGUGGUUUUAGGCCAUUUUCCCCUGAAUUGAACCCAGCUAAGAGGUUUAACUAUACUCAGAAAAAUUUUAUUUUUCCUUCUGUAUCAGUGACUUUACAGAUUGUUUUAGCUGCAAAAACAGCUCUUUACAUACUUUAAAUACACAGCAGCUAUAUAAAAAUGGGAAAUCUGGUCACUCUGACUUUGGAUAAGUAGUUACUGCCUUUAAAAAGCCUACUUAUCAAUCAAGAGCAGCCCAGCUGUAAUACACGGAAACGAAUGCCUCAGUAUCCCGUGCAGGCAGGAUUUAGAGUCUUGCAAAACCUGCUCUACAACCACAAUAUCCGCAUCAAAUUACUGACAUCCAUCAGCAUACACCUGUGGGGCUACUGUCAUCAGGGACGUUAAAGUUUCCUUGUCUACUUUCUCCACACGUACACUUUGCUUUUCAAGUAACACCCCGGAUUAAUUCCAAACUAAGCACUAAGUAAUCACAUAAAUGGUAAAUAGUCACCAUACCAUUUAUGGGUAGUCAUGCAGAACUAUUUUGUGUUUGAUCAGUUAAAUCCAUCAGAGACAAAGCAGGCACAGCCCUCAAUCUCUUACAUACAAACUGCAGGUGAUGCAGGUUGAAAAGCUGUCACACACAGUAACUUCAUCCUCUCAUGGUGAACGUGUGCUCUCUGUUUCAGGGGAUGAGUAUCUCCGUUCUGGGGCCUACCUUUGAGGACCUAGCUGUCAAUGUGAAGCAGAACAUCAGCAACAUUUCCUACAUCUUCGUCGGCCGCUCUGCCGGUUACAUCGGGGGAUCGCUGUUAGGAGGCAUCCUCUUUGACUGCAUGAACCCUCACCUCCUCCUAGGUAACCUUUCACCCACAUUGAGGUGUGGAAAUACAGUGAGUGUGGAAAUGUUAAAACUUUCCUGCUCUGUCCCUGUGAGACAUAAGGCUGGUGUGUUAGCUGUGGUGUGUUUGCCUUCUCCACAUGAACCCGUAGUCUCUCUUGACUUUUCCCUGUGGAUUUAAUAACAAGUUCUCUCUGGUGGGUCUUUGUCUGCAGGCUUGUCCAUGCUGGUCACAGCGUUCGGGAUGUGUGCAAUCCCUUUCUGUAAGCAGGCUCUGAUCCUCACUGGCCUCAUGUCCAGCAUCGGGAUGUCAAUGGGUAUUUUGGAUACAGGUAAUGUUUCAGAAAAUGGAGUUAUGAGUGAACAAUACUGCAAGUAGUUCAGUUUCAGCUUUUAAAAUAAAGAUUCAUACAUGCAGCUAUACAGGUAUACAACUGCCUUAAAGAGAUAUUCCAGCGUAAAAUUAAUUUAGGGCCAAAAACACUGUAACACUGAGUUAGACACCCCCUCGAGAGAUGAAUGUUGCUGACUGCUUGCUUCUCUAGUUAUAUGAACUUUACUAAUGAUUGCAGGAUAGCGAUACACAGCGGUCUGAGGAGCCAUAAACAAACCUCAACCAAAAUGCUACUCUAUAGGCACAAAUAAUGCUUAACUUCAUCAACAGUACAUACAGGGUCCUAGCCACAGCACUAGCCACCAAACAUCAUUUUAACUUUGCUUAAUUUCUUGAGCAAAGAGACUAAACACAACUCACCUACUCUCUUCCAGCAGCUGCUUGUUUGUACGGAGACCUCAGAGUCCAUCACCGACACACAGCUCAAGGAAGAACAUUUAUGAUCAAUACUUUAUCAUUUCCUUGAAGUAACAAUCAUCAUAUUUAUCAUUUUGCACUGCAGACACGGUAGUUCUUCUGCCUUUGUGUCUCGGUCUGAUUGCAUUUCCAUGAAGAAAUGAUCAUAAAUGUUCUUCCUUGAGCUGCGUCACCCCGCAGCAGUCUGUAAUGGACUGGCCUGAGGUCUCGCUACAAACAGGCGGCUGCUGGAAGAGAGUGGGUGAGUUGUGUUUAGUCUCUUUGCAAAAAAAUUGGGCAAAGUUAAAAAGAUGUUUGGUGGCUAGUGCUGUGGCUGGGACCCUAUAUGUACUGUUGAUGAAGUUAGGAGCUGUUCUGCGCAUUAUUUGUGGCAAUAGAAUGGCUUUUUGGUUGUGCGCGUGGCUCUCUGUAUUGCUAUUGUGCGUUGGUUACUAAAGUUGGUAAAACUAGAGAAGCAAGCGAUCAGCAACAUUUAUCUCUUGAGGGGGUGUCUAACCUGGUGUUACGGUGUGUUUGACCUUAACUUAAUUUUACGCCAGAAUAUCCCUUUAAGUCCUAGGAACAUGUCAGCCACCAGGUCUCUAUAUGUUUCGCCUCUGACUGUUGUCUUUGUUCUCCAGGAGGGAACGUCCUCAUCCUGAACACCUGGGGCAAGCAGGCUGGCCCUCACAUGCAGGCUCUACACUUCAGCUUUGCUGCUGGGGCCUUUGCAUCACCGAUCAUUGCAAAGUUGGUGUUUGGGGCUGGAAUCCCGUCCAACAGCUCCACAACCCCCAUCGUUACAGAGCAAACCACCAAAGCCCCUGCCGCUCAUACCAUGAUGCGCUACGUCCACAGCAGGACCAGCACCCUCAAGUCCAUGUGGGCGUAUAUUGUGAUCAGCGGCUUCAUCUUACUCACCUCCUUACUCUUCUUCAUCCUCUUCUCUCGUGGCAGCAAGUCACGGGAAAAAGCCCGCGUGGCGUCAGGGAAGCCCUUGGUGGCCAAACAUCACACGGCUCUAGUCACUCUGCUUGUCUUCUUCUUCUUCGCCUACGUGGGUGCUGAAGUGGCAUAUGGCUCUUUCAUCUUCACGUUUGCCAAGGACUACGCCCACAUGCAGCUGGCCCAGGCAGCCGGGCUCAAUUCGCUGUUCUGGGCCACGUUCGCCGCCUGCAGAGGUCUGGCCAUCUUCUUCGCUGCCUGCAUGUACCCAGCCACCAUGAUCCUGCUCAGCCUGGUGGGCACCACUUUGUCCUCACUGCUCCUCUGCCUCUUCAGCAAAGAGCAUGCAGCACUCUGGGUCUGCACCGCUCUGUACGGGGCCUCCAUGGCCACCAUCUUUCCCAGCGGCAUCUCCUGGUUGGAGCAGUACACCACGGUGACUGGCCACACGGCGUCUGCCUUUGUCGUGGGGGCGGCGCUGGGUGAGAUGGUGCUGCCUGCUCUAGUGGGGUUCCUAAUGGGAAGGUUUCCGGACCACCCCCUGCUCAUGUACCUGUCCCUCAUUGCCGCCACCUUUACCUCCAUCCUCUUCCCUGUCAUGUACAAGCUGGCUUCAACCCCCAGUGGCCAGAGCAGGAAACCCCACGCCAGGAGCCGGCCUGACACGGAUGACAGCGAGUUCCGGCAGGCGCUGCUGGACUCAGAAGCCAAUGAGGAAGAGGAGGAGGAAGAGGAGACGGAGCAGGACGAGGCCGAUCAGUGGAACGAUGCAGACUUUGAAGUUAUCGAGAUGGAUGACGCAUCCAGUCCCAUCAGCUCUCCGAGCAAGGCGUCCUCUUCUCCAGACGUCACGGGUGUAACAGGAAGCUCUGCCGCCUCCAGCAUGCCGCUGACGGAUCUCGCGAGUGCAAUCCCCGACACUGUGAUCCUGGGCGGAGACUCGCCCAGGCGCAAACUGCUGCUGAGUCUGGAUAGAGAGAAGAAGGACUGAAAGCUCCCCUUGCUGGUCGAGAGUCAAAUCUGAAGGUUUACUGAGCAGUCAACGAGAUGCUAGACACUGACGGACUGACACACCUGUGAGGGUGAUCAACAGACUCACACCGACAUAUACAGGUGAUCAAUACAGACACCUGUUUGUGGUGAAUGUCGAGCUCGUCCUCAGCCUCUCCUGCAUCUGUGCUAACGGACACAAACACUUCCUCUUCAGGUUUUUGUGAAUAUUCGUUUGAUUUGCUUUAAGGAGUCUGUGUUUGCCUGCCAUUUUUCCUAGUGAGGUCAAAGGUCAGUGCCUUGCUUAAGGACACACAGACAGAGAGGACAAAGUAAAGCAGGGAUAGUCAUCUUCCUCCUCCUCCUCCUCAGCACCUCAUCAGGCUGUCACAAAGAUGAUUGAACAUGUGAUUUCAGUUUGCACUAUUGCAGUGAUUUAAAGCUGGGAAGGAAACGUGUGAGAUGAUCGAAUGAUUUUAUCUUCUUGAGGCACUUUUGUGAAGAUUAGAUUUUUAAUUUUGUAUGUUUGUCUGACGCUGUACUCUGAAUUUUGCUGGUUGAAUCAGCUUUUGUUUUUCCUGUCUCCAGCUGUCCGUCUCAGUCAUAAACAUCAGUAAACAGAGAUGUCUUAAGUCAGCUCUGUGAUCCUCAUCUGACUUCUGAGUAUCCACUUGUGUUCGCUGAUACGAAGUUCUGAUCCAGUACUUUGUAUUUCCAGAGGUUAAAGAGUUGCACAAUAAGUUUACUGCAUUGAUCACACGCACAUGAUAAGUGAUAUUGCACGCCAUGAAGAAGCUUAGACAUGUCAACUGAGGUAUCAGAAAACAGAGAGCGAAGAGUGAAGAAGAGUUAAACAACAGUGAUGUAAGUCUGCAUGAGCUUGGCACAUGUGACAUCCUCAAUAGAACCACAUGUUUCUGAAAAGUAAAGAAAAAGUGUUAAAGCCAUUAAAACCUGUCAGGAGCUUUUUACUUCAGUCAUCCAACAAAGCUCAGAAAUAAAGCAAAGACUGAAUUUAUGAGUGUUUAAUAAAAAAAUUAUGAUACAUUUAUGGUUUACAGCGGAAUAAAGUGUUGCUUUGUGUCGGUUUAUGAAACUGUGGAAGGAAUAUUAAUUGUUUAUGGUAUCAGCCAAAGAGUUAAUUUAAGAUAUCAGCAAAACCCCAUAAACAUGCAUCCUUAUUUUUAAAAUAUUUUGUAUGUUUUUGUCUUCCCAGAUAUGCUAUAAGCUAAAGAGAGGAAAUGUUUUUAAGGUUUUAACACGUCAAUUCUAGACCCAUUUUACAUCCAUACUGGCAAAGAAGUUCAAAAGACAUGAAGGGAAUUCGGAACAUUUUACACGACUUCAAAUCAAUCUUUAUUCGUAUGGCACUUCAUUCAUUUGUAAGUAAAUGUAAUACUUUUUUAAGACCUUUUAAAAUCGUAUUAAAGACAUUUUAUGAGAUUUUAAGAGAAUUAUAGACAGUUUAAGACCUUAAAUUUAAGUUAUUGUAUAUUUGACGUUUUAAGACUUUUUAAGACCCCACAGAUACCCUGAAUAAAGAGUCGAAUAGCAAAAGAUGGUGGCCGGCAGUCAAACCAGAAACAACUGAAACCAGGACUAAAUUUGGUGUGUUGAUACGUACCGAGCAGAACCAGCGCCUCAAAUUCUGCUUGAGAAUCAGAAAAGUUGGUAGAAAAUAUGAGUUAGAAGAAAUCUGUGCAGAAAAUUCGUCUUUGAGAAAAGAGAAGUUUACGUCAGUGUCUCCUGCUGAUACUCUUAAUGCAAAAUGAUGCAGACAUAGAAACAAAUCUGCUAAAAAGACUUAACUGACAAGAACCGAAUCAGCAUCAUUUCUGUGACUGAUAAAGUACUUUUAGAGGGCAGCAUUUCUGUGUUUCAUGUUCUCGUGCAUCCGGUGUUUUCUCUGUGAUUUGUUUGAUUUCUCAAGCUGAAUGAUGGAACAAAAGAUGUUUUCAUACAUUGGCUUUUUAUUAUAUCAAUUUCAAACCUCCACCCACAGCAAUGUCCAUUAAAAACAGAGAAAAAACACCUCCCUCAUCUGUAGAUUUUUUACAAUUGUACAAAUACACAGGCCCUGUGUAAGUAUGUCUUUGAGGAGACUGAAGCUCAGUCUGAACAUGAGUGUUGGCUUUUUUUUCUUUUGCACAGAAAAAUAAGAGAAUGUACACAAAACCAGAAACGCACAAGGAAAUAAUAGACUCUGCAUGACAUAAAUGAUCAAAACACAGUAUUGCAACAGUCCCAUGAGAUUUUGAGAACUGAAAUCGUUUCCAGUUCAAACACUGAAGUGUCAAAUCUGCUAAAGUGGACAUCGAUAGGACCAUGGAGAAGUAGCAUCCUUUUACAGAAUGUAUAGAUUUGACUUCAUUCAUUGUCGGAGCUGCAGGUGCUUUUUUUAAUGUUAAUGUACUAUGAGUUCAUAGAUGGAGCUGUACAGGGUUAUUUACAAAAAGACUGCGUGGGGUAUAAAAAGCUGUAGAGUCAGUUAGUGGUUUUAAGGUUGUCCAUCUUCAGGAAGAUCCUUAAAGAGAGUCUGAACUGUCAAACGAGAAACAACACAUCAAGUGUGUGUCUGCACUCAGGUCAGGUGCAGACACAGGCGGUCUGUGAUGUAACACUGCAACGCCACAAACCUCAGUUUCACUCAGCACACAGACCUCUCAGAUCGAGAGGGCGGAGAACAAAUAUGAAGACGUACAGGAAGAGGAGGAAGAGAGACGACCUCCUCACAGGAGGCUCAAAAAGCAGACGAACACUAAACAACAUUCAGAGACAGGAUGAGGCUCCAUCAAAGCACCAUUUCAACAUUUACAACUGAACAGUGGAAACACAGGUGAAGAAGAGGAGGAGGAGGGCUGACCGAGGGGCAGCCGUUAGCACCGAGGGUCCAGGAGCGCAUCAGAACUGCUCCAGCAGCUGUCGGAGGUAGGGGGCCUUGGAGAUCUGUCUGUUGAUCCGGGACAGCUUGUAAAGGACAGGACAGUCCAGAGACACACAGGGGACCCGACGCUCAGCAUGGCCGCUGCAGUUCCCGCAGAUCUGAACACACACACACACACACACGUUAGAGAUAGUCUUCAAGCUGAGCUACUUAGUUACAUGGCAGAAAAGCUGAGCUGAGUCUGCAGAACAGUUAGUGUGCAGGUUAAAGUUGCUCUAAAACAGGGCUUGAAGACCUCUGGCUCGGAGCAAGAAAAAAAGCCCAAGUUAGUUAGAUCUGGAUAUGACUAGUAUCGGGCAGCAUUAGGCUGGAUAGCAUACAGCCUGCCAGAGAAGAAGAAGAAGAAGAAGCACCAGCGAACGGCAAGUUUGAAACGAUGGAUUCCAGGUACAUCAAACCAGGAGAAGAAACUGCGAUAUUGGAAGUAGGGCUGAAAAACAAGUUGUGCUGAGCCUAAGCAGAGGAGGCUGGAAAAGAUGGAAAACCUCGCAGAAGCUGGUGGGGAAAACUGUAGAGUAAAGUGCCUGUUUUUGUGUGCAGUGCACCAGAGAGCUUAUAUAUGGCAGCAGUGGGAAAAAGUUCAGUAAAGUUGGAGAGAUUUUCACAGAUUCGGACUUCUGGGAUCAAUAACUGAGACAUUAUCCAAACACAAAUGAUGCCUCUUACACGUCGUAAUAGCACAGACUUCUAGCCACAAGAAUAAAAAAAUUUUUUUUGUUUUUUUAAAAACAAGCCGUUCUUAGAGCUGGAUGAAUAACAUUGAUCUUUAUGCACAGCCAGUAGCUGGGCGAGUGUGCAGGGACCGUCUGCAAAUUGCAUGAUGCUUUAGCAAACUAAAAUCAAUAGCUCCACUGUUAUACAUUACAGAGACUCCAAAAUCACAACACACAACUAGGUCAUGGUCAGACUAAAACAGCUGUUUUGGAGAAAUGUGCCUUUUCAUAAGUUUGGUGAAUUUUUAUCAUUAUGAAUAAUCAAUAUCUUGCAAUAUUAAUCAAUAGCUCAGUCAGCGCUCUAUAUGACUGAUAUAAACAGCUAAUUUUACUGCAGAAAUGAAAAAUAUUUCACACACAGUUUCGGUCCUUUUCUGUAAAAGCUCACCUUCAGCAGCUGGUCCUGCUGUCUCUCCCACUGCCUCAUGUCCUGGUAGAGAGUGACGGCGACUUUCUGCGGCUCGGCGCGGCACCAAGAACACACGCCUAGCUGGGUCAGCUCGUCGCAAACAGGGCAGUGAAGAGUGGUGAAGUACUGAGAGAUGGUUCCCUUCCUCCCUGCCUCCUCUCCACCCACCGCAGAGGAGCAGGACGCCUUCUGGACCUGAGGGGAGACACAAUGAGCUACAUCAUCAGAAUCACCUCUCAAAGGACGGACACAGAAACACAUAAUCUACGUCUAAUCCACAUCAUUAUUACACAAAACACUUCAUCUGGUUUAAAAUCCAGUAUUUAUAUCGUAUAGUAUAGACAGAUCCGCAAAUUAAAGAUACCUUCCUGUCAGUUUUCUUGAUUUUGUGCAGAUCUAUCUCAUUCAUUUUUAGUCUGUUCUACCAGCAGGUGGCGUGUGUUCUCUGUUAGUAAACUGAAGCGUUAACACAGUGGCAGAGGCGGCAGCUGCUCUGAAGUUUGAUGAGACUCAGUGGAUCCUCAGCAGGUAGCGGGACAGAGAUUUUCUCUGCCUCCUUUGUUCCUUUUCUCCUGAAUUAAAUUGUGCUUUUAUUUUGGCGAAUAAGGGAAACAACAAACUAAUCAACCGCGUCUGUUUUUCAAACAAUCAGAGAAAUGAAUCACACAAACUGAUCCUCAAUCAUACUCUGCCCUCUUUCCUUUAUUUAUUUUAUACUGAGGGUGUUCCAGAGUUGUUAUUAGUGAUGCCUCGAUGGUUAAAGGUAAUGUAAAUACAGCUGAUUAACAGGUGAUGACAAUACAGUGGAUUUAUAUCUGAUAUAUGCAAAUCCAGCUGGUAAUCUACAUACAGGUCAUGUGACAGCGACACUUUACUCACCCUGGGUAGCUCCCGGUACCAGCUGGGCACGUCAACGCCGAUCAGUUGGAAUAUGCGAGCGAGCGGUGGCAGGAUCUGUUUGGUGAUGUAGUAGGUGGCGUUGAGACGGAGGCUCGGGUCCUGCAGCACCUCCAUGGGCCGCCGCACCAGUUGGAUGAGGGGCAGGCCAGGCAUCCCGUACACUAUCACGUAAGGCACCCGCUGACCAACACGGGGCUCCAGGCGACGGUCAUAUGCCAUCAUCUGCCUGUUAGGGGAUGGGACAUCAAUUGAUAUGUUCUCACAUGGAGAUCUUCAAUGGAAAACACUAAUAAACAUGUGGACAGUUUUUCUCUUACAUCGUGAUCAUCACUCCUUUGUUUGAAAAUGUAACAGCACUGUAUAAAAUCAGCUACAUCAGGACUCAGCUGUCUGAUAAAAACACACAAGAUAAAUCCCUCCUGCUGCUCAUGAAUGAGCUGGAAUAUUUCCCUCUGAAAUAGCGGCUUUUUUCCUCGUCCAUUAAGAGCUGGGUUGCCUAGUAACAGACUCAGCUACUGUACAUGCAGGUGAGUGCAGCCAGACAAUGAGCGCUGUGGGGAGGAUGUAAUUGGAUUCACACCGACUACUGUAACUGUAGUCCACAGGAAGCUCUGCUCUCAUUCUGCUGCUGCUGCACAAACACACACACACACAUGAACAGUACAAAAGCAAAUGUUCCUCCUCUUUGCUUCAGCGUGAUGGCUGAGAGGAGAAAAACAGAGAAAUAAACAGGACAAACAUGAGUCUUCAAUGGAAAGCUGAAUUUUAAAAUUAGUGUCGAUGGGUUCUAAUUUACACAAAACAGUAGAUCUGAAGGGGAGGAGUCUGAGUUUUUAUGUAAAUUUUGACUUUAACUUUGAAUUUUUCGACUUUUUUUCUACUCAGUUUUAGGAACAUAAUGACAGAAAAUAAGAAAGUUUCCUUGAGAUAUGGCUGAGCUGUACAAACAUAACUAUGACCAGUUGGGGACAAGAAUCAAACAAGACUUGAACAGGUGGAGCUUAGUAUCAUUAUUCGAAAGAAUCUAUUCUAUUAAAAUGAAAAUCCUCCCAAUAUAUCUAUUUCUAUCAAAAACACUACCUUUAUAUGUUAGCUCCACAACCAUAAAAAGCCAAGAGUCGAAAUAAAGACAUUAAAACUGGCCAAAAGAUCUUGAUCCUUGAUCUGCUGAAGGUCCGUGUAUUAACCGUACAUUCAAUUAUUCCAUUUAAUCUAGUAAAUGAAAAAUGAAAAAACAAGUCAAUAUUUUUUUGAUUUUUUUUCUGUGUAACCAAAAAAAUCAAAAAUAGUGUUUGUUUUUGUAUUUUCAGCUCAAAACAGAAUAUAUAAUAGAGAAGGAAACGAAAACAAAAUAAUAAAUCUUAUGUACAAAUAUUGAUUUUGAGUGCGCCUGUUUUGAGCAUACGUGCAUGGAGGUUACAUUGGCCUUCCCAUGAUCCUCAGCGACAGUUACCGUGGCGAAAGAUGCGACAGAGCGGUUCGAGCGCCAAAGUCUUACGUUGUAACAGAGCUCUGGUUGUAAUUUUUUCUACAGUCAUAUCUUCCUCCUUCAGCUUGACCCUCCUGGCGGCUUUGAAUAAUACGUAGGAUGCGUCCAUCUCCAUGACAGCAGGUUAGCCUUUCUCUACCGCUCUGGUCAGUUUUUGGUCCACGUUGUUGGCUACUCUGUUGUGCAAUGUGCAUGUGCGAAUAGUAGAAAGGCAGCAUGGAAAAUGGGGUCAUCAAUAACCCGAAAACAAAAAGUAGAUUUAUUAUUUUGUUUUCGUUUCCUUCUCUUUUAUAUAUUCUGUUUUGAACUGAAAAUACAAAAACAAAAACUAAUCUUUUAUUUUUUUGGUUAUAUAGAAAAACAAAUAAACAAAAUAUUGACUUGUUUUUUCGUUUUUUGUUUACUAGAUUGAAUGGAAUAAUUGAAUGGAUGGAUAAUACACGGACUGCUUAACUACUAUAAUGCAGCCCAGAUACAAACUUUACAAUCAUGGCUAAAUAAUGAUACAUGAAGAGAAAUAAGGAAUGACCCUGACUUUACCCCAAACAGAGGCUAAAGUUUGUUUAAGACAUGGUACAAUAAAGGGUUGAUCAUAUAUGGACAGUUCAUCGAUGACAAAGAGAUUGUUAAGUUUGAAUCCUUAUAAAAAUAAUAUGGCAUCUUUUAGAUUCUUACAAGUAAUACGAUGUGUUUAGGGCCAAGCUGGGUAUUUGGGCCAAACAGCAAAAAAAAACGAGAGGCUGACGCACUUCUCCAACCCGAAGAAAAUGUCACAUACCACUUCAAACAAGGAUGCAUUUAAUCCUGAGCAGAAUUGUCCCUUACUUAUCGUUUCGGGUAGUUAGACGUCAUGGACAUUGCUGAUUUUCUCCCUUUUGAUGCACAACAGUUAACAACCAGAUUCCAGUUCUUGAUUUUUUGAUAUUUGACCUGAGGCCGUCACUGAGAAUCAUCUUUGGUGAAGGGUAACCUUUCCCUCUAACAGUGUGCUGUUGUUCUUUCUCUAUCUUUUUUUAUCAUAUUCACACAGACCUGGUGAGCUCCAGGGCGGGUACACAGGCCCCGGGUCGGUACGAGCUGCUGCCUCGGUACUCCUUGGCGAAGGUCAGGUCCUGCAUGCUGGCCUGGCCAUCCAGGACCUUCAUACACUGACGCUGCACGUACUGCUUCACCUGGCUGAUGUCCCGAGUCUCAAAGAGCAGCUUGAUGGAGCGCUCCAGGAUCUGGGAGGAGAUGGCCAAAGAGAGAGAGUGAUACAGAAACUCUAAUACAUAAAUCUGGCGACUUAUUCUCACUUUCUGAUUGGACCUUUUUUGUGUUGUUGUUUUUUGUGAUCAGUGAUUGUACAGUAACUUAUUUUCUUUCAUGUUAUCUGUCAAAGUAGAAUAAGGGGACUUUUAAAAACCCUCUAAGAGAAACCAGAACUGCUCUGAUGGGAGAGGGAGGAGGGUCAGUUUGCCUGUUACCUUGGAAACAGCGGGGCAGCCGUCACGGCGCACUGUCUCGAUCCCUUUGGCAUCAAACACAGGCUCCUUCUGGUCCAGACUCUCGUACAUGUAACCCACAUACCGUUUCUUUGUCUGCAGCACACAGGGAAGGUACACCUG